Messenger RNA from Colletotrichum scovillei, 3361 nucleotides. RefSeq names its product zinc-responsiveness transcriptional activator. The coding region runs from base 950 to 2986 and encodes 678 amino acids. Gene Ontology annotation, biological process: regulation of transcription by RNA polymerase II. NCBI's taxonomy places the organism in Eukaryota, Fungi, Ascomycota, Sordariomycetes, Glomerellales, Glomerellaceae. The transcript has 3 exons. The record is from RefSeq and is a predicted model, not a curated record. Gene Ontology annotation, molecular function: RNA polymerase II cis-regulatory region sequence-specific DNA binding; DNA-binding transcription factor activity, RNA polymerase II-specific. Gene Ontology annotation, cellular component: nucleus.
GGACCGGAGAAAGGGCCUCAUCUGGGCGGCCCUCUCGUUUUUUCCUACGGCUUUAAGGUUUUGAGGCUUCUUCUCCAGUCGACCUUGACGAGUAUAAUAAGGUAGCGGCAGUCGGCACCUUGGGGCGGUUGGAAGUGAGGAACAGACACGGCAAGGACUCAUCCUCAAGAGACUGAGUGAAUUUUGCAGUGCAAUAUCGCGAACAAGAAAAAAAAGGGAAGAAAAAGCCCGGCGCAACAACCAUCGCUCCUCAAUUAUACCGACAGGUAUGUCCUAUUAAAUCAUGAAGCGCAUAUUUCGCAAGGUGAUUGACAGCAAUGACAGGGGUUCUGGUGUUACGCUGGCAGGUUAGCCCCUCCGUCACCAGCCAGAGAGGCCGCAUUUUCGCGCCAGAGGCCAUCAAGGUUCUCACGCCGCACCGCACCUGCUCAUCGCGCGCCUGCAACACCGCCUUCCCACAACGUGGGUAGGAACUUCCUACCGUUGCGGGUUGCCCUUGGUCCCUGGGAGUCCUGAGAAGAGGAACCAGUGGUGCCCAGUCCAAUCCAAUUCUUCAAUUCUCGACUUCUUGCCCCUCCAGCCUUGUCAACGGUUUGACUCGCCUGGUCACGCCUCGCCUCGCCUCGCUUCGUACCAACCUUGAAGCUUUCAUCCCACUUUCAUAUUACCCUUCUACCCAAGGCUUGGUUCUGUUUCGUCAGGGCAUUCAUUACUGGACCUUCCUCCACAACGUUAUUCCGUUACUACUACAUCUACCCUCCCCGACUCUGACACCUGGAGGAAUUCUCCGUCCCCAGGGUCUCAGUUUUGCGGCUCUUUUCUUCCCACCUUCUCCAAGAACCCUCCGACCUCCAGUGGUCCAAGCUGCCGGUCGAUCGACAGUCUCCGUGGGACCUCUCCCGAGCCGCAUGGAAGAUUCAGAAAUCCUCAACAUCGUCAUAUCAGAGUUAUGGACGGCCAGCACGACGGCUUACCGUCCUUCGGUGGCCACGGCUCCGGCUUCUUUCUCGACCCCUUAGACGUGGAACAUCUUAACGACCAUUUUACCGGUGGUGUCACUUUGCCAGUAUCGCACGAUGAGUCCUGUAUGGAUUUGAACUUCGACCAUAUUGCCUGCAGAGGCCCGGAUAGCAACAACCAGCACCACCCUGUACCCAACCACAACCACCCUCUCACCCUGAAUACCAUGCCGAUGCAUGCCCGAAGACACCACAGCCUAUCCACGAUGCCGACACUACCCAACUACUUCGAUCCCAGAGGCCAGGUGCCCUUGGGCUUCGGCUCGAAUGCCAUCAUGUCACCAACGGGGGCCAUAGGCUUUGGCGUCUCGACCCCCAACUCGAGCCCUCAGCUCGAGGAUGAUAGUACCUCCGCGGCUUGCAGCAGCUUGGACUGCAAUCGAUGUGUUAGCGAGUGUGGCGCUAGUGAAGCUGGCGAUAUUUGCACCGAUGCAGAGUGCGCUCAAGCUUGCGACGAUGACGACUGCGACGAAGCUGCUGCGCUUUGUACAGACGCAGAGUGUCCAGCCAACGACAUCAUCUCUGAUAAGGACAAAGCUGCUGCCGAUGUGUUGGCGUCUAUUGGGGACGCUUUCAGCCAGGAUGGCAUGCUACCUCCGUCAAUGUCUUCGAUGCCGUCGAUGUCUUCUCAAUAUUACGCAACCCAAGGCUCCUAUCAAAAUGGAGGAAUCCAAGCAGCAACUCCAAGCCAUUUCCACGCCGGCGGGAUGACCAUGUCGAUGGCUCAUUCGAUGAAUAUGGGCAACUCUUUUCAGAAUAAUCCCGACCUCUUUCAGACUGCCCUCGAUUCUGUAAUGGACUUUCAGGAUCCUAGCAUGCCUGAGCCCAUAGGAUGGAUGGCACUUGGCUUGCAUCUUAACGAUCAUGCACACGCUCAGACAACCUGUAUACGGCCUUGUAUGACAGAGAACCGGAAUUUGCCGACUAGGUGCCCGCUUCCUCACCAAGCGCAUGCUCAUCAAGGUGAACUUGAUUUCUCCUUUUGCAUUCCCGACCCCAGCUCAGGGUUUGUACCUUGCGGCGCUGAGCUCAACGGCGUCGAGGAUUGGGCUAGCCAUUUCCAAGAACAGCACGUUAUUGCGCCAGAAGGAGAGCAUACCAACUAUUCCCAUGCAUCGCAACACUCUUACCCAAACCUGAUGGCGCCGAAUCGUCAGUCUGAUUACCUUCCAGGAGGUCUUCCUGACCCGGCCCAUGCUGCCCAAGAUAAAGAGUCCACCACAUCUCCUCUAUCAGGGCUCCAGGCGUCUUCAUCCCCACAACCGUCUCCGGCCACUGCACAAACCCAGCCUAGCCCUGAUAAGCCCGGGGCUGAAGUGUUUACUUGCCAAUGGGUAGUCGCCGGUCAGAUGUGCGGUAUGAGCUACCCGAACGAUGACGCUCUGCAGAUGCAUUGCAAGGAGAGACACAUCGUCAACCUUGGUAAGACAGAUGCAGGAUACAAAUGCUGCUGGGAGGGAUGUGCGCGUGAAGGGCAUUUCACGCAAAAGAGCAAGCUUGAACGUCACCUGCAGACACACACCGGCUUCAAACCGGUCAAGUGCACUAUUUGCAAUACCCCGUUGUCUGCCAAGCAGUCUCUUGCGCAGCACAUGAGGAUCCAUACUGGAGAGAAGCCUUGGACCUGCAAGUUUCCCGAUUGCAAAGCAUCGUUCAAGCAGCAGAGUGCAUUGACAAUGCACCAGCGAACCCACACAGGCGAGAAGCCACUCAAGUGCGAGGUUUGCGGCAAGGCGUUUGGCGAAUCGUCCAAUUUGUCGAAACACAGAAAGACGCAUAAUGUGAAGGGUGCUUUCAAGUGUGAUUUCUGUGACAAGGAUUUUCACAGACUGGACCAGAAACGCAGACAUGAGAAGAUUCACCGUAAGGUCGCGGAUGCGCUCAAGGCUGAUAAUUCUACUCCGUCUAUCAAAAAGACACAGGGCGGUCGAGUUACAAAGGCAGCAGAUCGAAGAAACAGUAAGUGAUCAACUUGGACAAGGUUGAUCGCUUCGCUGGUAGUUUUUGUGGUUCAAGGGGAGGCAUUUUCACAUUACGGAUGGCUUUUUCUUUGUCGACGUCUCAUGAAAUACCCUUAUAGGCUCCAAGAUUCCGGACUGGCGUUUACAUGGAGAAAUGGAUCAGGUCAGGACGGCAUAACAGGCUUUGGUGUUCAAGGCGGCGGCUAAAAGUUCAAGGGACAUGGACUUACUCUGGCUUUGGUGGGCGUGAGAAAACGCCUUUUUCCAUGACGAAUCCACGGUAGGUACGGUCAGAAAUGAGGAUAGAAUUAGUAUUGUAGUAAUACAGUACUAGCAGUAAUACAGUACUAGCAGUAAUACAGUACUAGCAGUAAUACCGUA